Scaptodrosophila lebanonensis is the source of this 1417-nucleotide messenger RNA. RefSeq names its product protein arginine N-methyltransferase 1 (gene Art1). Bases 119 to 1243 code for a protein of 374 amino acids. The transcript is spliced from 4 exons. Gene Ontology annotation, molecular function: protein-arginine N-methyltransferase activity. Gene Ontology annotation, cellular component: nucleus. NCBI's taxonomy places the organism in Eukaryota, Metazoa, Arthropoda, Insecta, Diptera, Drosophilidae. The record is from RefSeq and is a predicted model, not a curated record. Gene Ontology annotation, biological process: peptidyl-arginine methylation.
GAUAUUCAAUAAAAUAACACGAUAUUUUCGCAUGUGUGUGGGCAUCGAAAGCGAUUUUAUACGACUGAAGAUUUCCCCGUCUUUUUUGGUUUUAAGCAAACGUGAAGUGAAAUAGGAAAUGUCAACUACAGAUAUUAAAAUGGAAUCCAGCAACGAGAACACAACUGUGAACAAUGUAUUGAAAAAGCUUCCUCACACCGGUGUUGCUAAUGAAGACGAAGCUGUAGUACCUAGCGAUGUAAGAGCCAAUGCUGAUGAGAUGACCUCACGGGACUACUACUUUGACUCCUAUGCACAUUUUGGUAUUCACGAGGAGAUGCUUAAAGAUGAGGUUCGGACUGUCACAUACCGCAACGCUAUGUACCACAAUAAGCAUCUUUUUCAGGGGAAGAUUGUACUUGAUGUUGGCUGUGGGACAGGUAUCCUUUCAAUGUUUGCUGCUAAAGCUGGUGCAUCUAAAGUCAUUGCGGUGGACUGUUCAAAUAUUAUAGAAUUUGCACGACAGGUUGUUAUAGACAACAACUUGCAAGACAUUAUAAAAGUGGUAAAAGGAAAAAUCGAAGAAAUAGAACUACCAAAUGGAAUCGACAAGGUUGAUAUAAUAAUAUCAGAGUGGAUGGGGUACUGCCUCUUCUAUGAGUCUAUGUUGGAUACAGUGCUCUACGCGCGAGAUAAAUGGCUUAAACCUAGUGGAAUGAUGUUUCCUGACAGAGGUACGCUUUUUAUUACUGCCAUAGAGGAUCGUCAGUAUAAGGAUGAGAAGAUUAAUUGGUGGGACGAUGUGUAUGGUUUUGACAUGAGUUGCAUUCGAAAAGUUGCUGUCACUGAGCCCCUCGUGGAUGUCGUUGAUCCAAAACAAGUGGUAUCGACGGCCUGUAUGGUAAAGGAAGUUGACCUGUACACCGUGCAGAAGGCAGAUCUGAACUUUUCGUCAAAAUUUAGUCUAACCAUUAAGCGAAAUGAUUUUGUUCAAGCAUUGGUCACAUUUUUCAACAUUGAGUUUACAAAGUGCCACAAGCGACUUGGAUUCAGCACAUCGCCAGACUCUACAUACACACACUGGAAGCAGACUGUCUUUUAUUUGGAUGAUCACAUGACUGCGAAGAAAAAUGAAGAAAUAACUGGCACGUUUCAAAUGAAACCGAAUGAAAGGAACAAUCGUGAUUUGGACUUUGUAAUUGAUAUAAAUUUCAAGGGUGAGCUAUCGGAGAUUCAUGAAACGAAUACAUACCGUAUGCGCUAGCUUUCUGAUUUUCUAUUAGCAAUUUGCGCCACCUUAAAAUAGGACAACGACAAAGAAGAUUUUUUCCAGUGCGAAAUGUGCAACAACAUUGUGUUGUGUCUUGCUAAGUUUAAAGUUCACCUAUUAUUAGUAUGUAAAAUCUAAUAUUUUGAAAUUUGUGCGCUUGCUUAAAUU